UUUCAAACACCCUAUGUGGGCGAGCGCUGCCUGUGGGGGAAGAGCCCUCCCUCAGCCCGAGACACACAGCUCUGAUAUCACCGCAAACAGCAGCUGCGUCUGUUCGCGCUGCUUCGUAAACAGCUCCAGUCCUGCCCAGGAAGGGGCCGGCGCCUGGCGUUCUGAGGAAGCGCGAGCGGCUUCCUCCUCCCGUGGUUCACCCUUCGGCAGCGGAAGGAGGGGGGCGCCAGGCCUCGUGAACCCGGACCCGAGUGGCCCUCUGGAGGGGACCUCGAUUAGCUGCGCAGGUCCAGAGGCGGAAGCGUCUUCGCAACGGAAAGUGUUCGGACUGCGCUGUAGCCUCGCCGGACGACCAACCACUCACUCAAUGAGCUGCCUGCUACCACCCUUCCCGGGAGAGGGAAAAGCUCCACAAUUCCCCGAUCCACAUUCUCCCCGCUCGGCCCCCUCGGAAGCGGACUUCACCCUCCCUUACGGCAGGUCUGAGAUGGUGGACGAGAUUCCUCGCCAGCUGCCCCUGGAAGACCUUCAUCUAUCAUGCUACGCUGUUCACCAGAGCGGCCAGAAAAUGCCACAGCCAGAACCAGAACCGUUAACAAAAGAGACACAUCGGACUAGCCUGAAGUUCUCUUGGUCCUUGGAAUACCGGCAAGCAACACCUCAGGUGUGCACCACUUUCAAAGGACCCGUGACAACCUCGCCCAGGGCUUGGGCCACAGAGUUUGCAGCCGACCCAAGCAGGACCGCCGUGUUUCUCUCCAGUUCACGUUUGAACCCGACAGUCUCAAUUCCAGAAAUAGAUUGUAAUAGCCGCAGAUUUUCCACGAUGACGGCCAUUUCUCCCUGUCUUCAUUGUGUCUUAGUUGCUGAUAGAAUCACGUAAAAAGUAGAGUCGGUUUUGGUGGCAUUCUGGUGACAGAGAGGCCCCCAUCACCCCAACCAUGCACUUUCCUAAUCUACCUUCUUGCCUGGAAAA
Messenger RNA from Fukomys damarensis (Damara mole-rat), 976 nucleotides. RefSeq lists its product as uncharacterized. The record is from RefSeq and is a predicted model, not a curated record. Lineage: Eukaryota; Metazoa; Chordata; Mammalia; Rodentia; Bathyergidae. The transcript is spliced from 3 exons. The coding region runs from base 14 to 883 and encodes 289 amino acids.